AUGAAGACCGCCCAACUUCCGCUGCUGUUUUUGAUUUUGGCCUGCUGUCCGGCCUCGGCGAUGGAUGCGGAAGACCUGAAAGAUUUUCGACGACCCCCGCCGCCGCCGCCGUGCAACCUGAAUCUGGAUAUUUGGGCCAGGACUCGCUACGUGAUGAUGGUGAACAAUGUGACGACAGCUGGGUGGCCCGUCCUGGACUGUAUGAAAAUCCACGACCACUGCCUCUACCACCAACGGGGCCGCCAGUUUUGCGACGGAAAUGCUUGUAGCUGCGCUGAGAGGGCUCUUCUGGUCGCCAACGCGUCGACCGAGGCGAUGGAGGCGUGGGAGAAGCUGGACUGCCUCGGCCAGCUCAGCAGUGAGGUCAAACCUUGCUCGGAACCGCCAGAUAAUUGCGAUCGGAUGUGCCUGAAGCGGAUCGCGUUUCUCGUGUGCCCCUCCACCCUCUUUGUCAGCUUCUUCAUCUUCUGGUGCUUCAAGGAUUUCUGCUGCCGCCGACGCGAGCAUUUCCUCUACCCGACCGCUGUGGCACAGGGUGCUACGCAACCGCCAACCUCGCAGCGAAACCAAGACGUGCAUGACCAGAGCUGGGCCCAAUACAAGUACCUACAAGAGAGCCCGGAACCGCUGGACGCCUGGAAACACGACAUCGACCGCACCCUCCUCCAGCCGCCCGCCCACACCGGCAAA
Mesorhabditis spiculigera is the source of this 690-nucleotide messenger RNA. The record is from the annotation of a GenBank genome assembly. Lineage: Eukaryota; Metazoa; Nematoda; Chromadorea; Rhabditida; Rhabditidae.